Messenger RNA from Pedinophyceae sp. YPF-701, 3300 nucleotides. The record is from the annotation of a GenBank genome assembly. Lineage: Eukaryota; Viridiplantae; Chlorophyta; Pedinophyceae.
AUGGCCACCGCCGCGGAGGUGCCGGCGGGGGCGUGGUACGGCGAGGCGCAGGGGGUGUUGGGGGACGAGUCUGCCGCGCCUACGGACCCUUAUGACAUCCAGCCUGAGGAGACAGAGCUUGUGGCGAGCCUCAACAACCUGCGCGCAGCGCUCGAUGCUGAAAUCAGGAGGUUCGAUGACAUGAACGCCCUGGAGGACGCACCAGAAGCUCCCAGGUGCCGCCACCGGAUCGUGGACGAUCUGCGCGAGUACAGACUCGUCAUGCGGGACCUGAGCCUGCUCGGCGACGAGUGCGUGCACCAGGCCGACGCCGACCGCAUUGCCCAGCACCUGGAGGCCCACCAGUUUGCCUUCGCCGAUCUGCGGGAGCGCUCCCUCGCCGCCUUCCGCUCGUACUACGAGAACACCAGGGCACUGGCCGUCGGAUCCGCGACGACGCCCGUGCUGCGGCCGCUUGGGACGCUGGCGUCGAACGCGAGCGCCGACGCCGGCCAGCGGCGCUCCGUGGGCGUCCAGCGGCGCGCCCGCCGCGACCGCGACGCACACAGCGAGGCUGCGCGGCAGACGGAGGCGCUGCGGCGCAUGCGGAUGCAGCUCGCCGAGGAGAUCGAGAAGUCCGAGGCCGGGCUGGAGCUCCUGCACAGCGGGAACGCGGGCAUCCGCCGCGCGGGGGGGGAGUUUCGCGGGCAGCAACAACACAUCUCCCUCGGACGGCGCCUCCUGGGGCUGCUCGCGCGGCAGGAGGUCAUCGACCGCCUCGUGCUGUGGGGGGGCCUCGCGGUCUUCCUCCUCGUGUCCCUGUACGUCGUCAACAAGCGCGUGGAGUACUUCACCCCGGAGGCCCUGCACCGGUUCCUGCCGCCACGCGUCGCCGCGAAGGUCGUCGCCGUGACGGUGUCGGGCUCGACGAUGGCGGCGCGGCUGCUGAUGUUCGGCGGCUCGCGCGGGUACGUCAGCACGGCCGCGGCGGUGCAGUGGCUCUUUGCGCGCGUCAACCAGCGGCGCGCCGAGAUGCAGACGCGGGCCGGGCGGCGCGCGCAGCAGCGCACGGUCACGUACCAGGCGCCGGAGGAGCCCGCGACGACGGAGCCGUCCGUCGAGCGCUACGCGACGCAGCCGCCCCCGCCUGAGGAUGCGCAACAUGCCGCAGCGAGCGACGGAGCGGUCGAGACGGCGGCGACGCAGCCCCCGAUUUCAGAGGAUGCGCAACAUGCCGCAGCGAGCGACGGUGCGUUCGAGACGGCGGCGACGCAGCCGUCUGCCCCGGGCGCGCCUGACGCAGCUGCUGCGAAUGACGGUGCGUUCGAGGACGUCGCGUCGCAGCCGCCCACGGACGCGGCCUCCGCCCCGCCCGUCACUGCGGAUGAGACCCCUGCCAGCGGCUCGGAUGGACUGGCCGCGGGGGGCGACGGCGCUGCCUCCGCAGGCGUGACUCAGGAGCAGACAGGGUCGGCGCAGCCCGGCAGUGGCGUGCUCGGCGGCGUCGCGGAUGUGGGCGGGGACGUCCUGGGGGACGUGUCGAGCCGCGCGGCACCGACUUCAGACCAGGCCGCGGCUGGGGCGCCCCCGCAGGGCGACACAGUCCCGCACGGCGGCUCCUCCCCGUCCGACACCGCGGCAGCCGGGUCCGCGGCCCCCCCUGUCGGCGGCUCCCCGUUCCAUGCGGACGCGGCAGCGCCGGACACGGUCGCACCCGCCGAGCCAGGCGCUUCGGCCGCCGAUUCGACCCCGGAUGCGGAGGCGGACCCCGCCAGCGCCGAUGACGCGGGGCCAGAGGACGUGGCUGCAACCAGCGACAACGCCCCCGAUGCGAGCCAGCCAGCCGACCUCGAGUCCAAGCCUGACGACACAGCUCCCGGUACCGCCUCGGAUCACGUCCUCAACGGGAACACGGCGCCCUCGGAAGACGGCACCGACGCGGCGCCUGCGGCUAGCAACGACGCAGAGGGCGCCGCAGGCGACGGCCCGGCAGCGCGGGGCGACGCAGCGGAGGCAGCGGGUGAAGGAGAGCCUGCGAAAGAUGGUGACGACACAGCACCGGCGAGUGAGCCCGUCUCGGCGGAUUCGCCCGCAUCCGGCGACGCAAUCACGCGCGAGCCGGGGGGCGCGGGUGGCUCGAGCGCGCCGACGCACGGCGGGGCUGGCGACGAUGACGUUGCUGAGGGACUGAAUGUUGGGGGAGCUGACGGAGGGUCUGGCGCGGGGGACGACGCGGCACGGCGUGACGAUGUGGCGGAGGGUGCUGGCGACCCUGUGGACGGCAGCGUAGGCGAGGAGGUGACGGCUGGACACGUCGGCGAUGCUGCAGCGGCACCGGAGGUCGCGACGGCUGCGGGGUCUGAUGCCCCUGACGGCGCGUCGGCGGGCGACGCGUUCGCUGCGAGCUUAGAGGACGUGCUGGAGCCGGGCGGCGAGGAGAGGGCGGGCGAUGCGAGCGAGAACAUCGCGGGUGAUGGUCCAGGCUCGGACGUUGGCAGCGGCCCCGGCGACGCGCACGGUGGCGGAGGGGGCCUCGGUGGCGGGCUGCACGCCGGUGACGGCGACGCAUCCGCGCAGCCCGUGGGCGGCGCUGUGGAGCCGCCGUUGGGCGAGGGCGCCGAAGCUGAUGGCGACUCGACUGGGGCGGACGCGGCCGCGCCGCUGGAGCCGGCAACGCAGCACGACGAGCGAUUUGGCGCCGCCCCAGAGGAUGGGGCUGCCGCUGCGUCCGCCGCCGCGAACGCCGCGGAAUCCGCCCCGGAGGAGCCUGACGGUGUCACUGACAGCGGCAGCAGCGUGCCGCCUCCAAGCGACGAUCGUGCGCCGCCGCCCGCGGGCAGCGAUACUGCGGGUGCAGCGGAGCCCGCAAGCGUCGCCGGAAGCGGCGAGCCCGCCAGCCCCCCUGACGGCAGUGCACACGCGGAUUCUGCCGAGCCCAACUCAGGCUCGGAGGACGGCAGCGACGUCUCAGACGGGGAGUCGGGGGACGAGGUUGGCGAUGAGGACACGUGGCCGGCGGAGAACGAGGACACAGCGGCCGAGGAUGCCUCGACAGGGGCGGAGCCGGGUCCGGGGCUGGCGCAGGACCCAGAGCAGGAGAUCGAGGCGGACCCACGGUGGGGGUCUGGCGGCGGCACGGGCUCACGGCGGCCGCUCGGGCGCGGCGCGGGGGGAGGGGGAUCGUCGAAGGGAGUGGGGCGGCGGCUCGGCGAUCAGCAGGCGCAGGAGCGGCAGCGUCAGCGGCAGCUGAAGAACCGCGCCAGGGCGCAGGCGAGCCUGGGGCGGCGCCCGGGGAUGCGGCGGAGAGCCGGGGCCGUAUGA